AUGGCCCCCGCCAACUCCUCCCGCAACUUCUCCGCGCCGGAGGCUCGAAACGGCUCAGUAGCAGAGAAGCCAGCACCAUACACCAAUGUGAUAAUGCCCAGUCUCUUCAGCAUCAUCUGUUUCCUGGGCAUUGUGGGGAACCUCAUUGUCAUCUACACUAUUGUUAAGAAGAAGAAGCUGAGAUGCAAACAGACUGUGCCUGACAUUUUCAUCUUCAACCUCUCCAUUGUGGACCUCCUCUUCCUCUUGGGCAUGCCAUUCCUCAUCCAUCAGCUCCUAGGCAAUGGCUCAUGGUACUUUGGAGCUCCCCUGUGCACCAUUAUCACUGCCCUGGACACAAACAGCCAGAUCACCAGCACCAACAUCCUUACAGUGAUGACAUUGGACCGUUACCUAGCAACUGUCUACCCUCUAAAAUCUACCUAUGUCCGGACCCCAUGUGUUGCAGCUCUAGUUAUCUGCUUGGUGUGGCUCCUCUCCUUCCUGACCAUCAUUCCCGUAUGGAUGUAUGCAGGUCUUAUGCCUCUGGAAGAUGGGACCGUCCGCUGUGCUCUCUUGCUUCCCAACCCAGAGACUGAUAUCUACUGGUUCACCCUCUAUCAGUUCAUGCUAGCAUUUGCUGUGCCAUUGAUUGUGAUCUGCGUGGUCUAUUUUAAGAUCCUCCAGCACAUGGCCACCACUGUGGUCCCAUUGCCCCAAAGGAGCCUCCGGGUACGUACCAAGAAAGUCACCCGUAUGGCAGUUGCCAUCUGCUCUGCCUUUUUUAUUUGUUGGGCUCCCUUCUACAUCCUCCAGCUGGUUCACCUCGGCAUUGACACACCAUCCAUGGCCUUCUUUUAUGCCUACAACUUUGCCAUUAGCUUGGGCUAUGCCAACAGCUGCCUCAACCCCUUCCUCUACAUUGCUCUCAGCGAGACCUUCAAGCGCCAGUUCUUAGUGGCCAUCCGCCCUGCAAAAGAGCCAUGUCGCAACAGCAGCUCUGUCAACAACAACAGCAUGACAGAGGCUAGUGUAUGUCUGAAACUGGCACCAGAAUCCACCCAGCAGACUCAGUUUCUGGAGGACUUUUCCCCACGUUCACUGCCUGUGACUGUGGCUGUUCACUAG
Haliaeetus leucocephalus (bald eagle) is the source of this 1107-nucleotide messenger RNA. RefSeq names its product melanin-concentrating hormone receptor 1 (gene MCHR1). Bases 1 to 1107 code for a protein of 368 amino acids. Gene Ontology annotation, molecular function: neuropeptide binding; melanin-concentrating hormone receptor activity. The transcript is spliced from 2 exons. Gene Ontology annotation, cellular component: neuron projection; membrane. Lineage: Eukaryota; Metazoa; Chordata; Aves; Accipitriformes; Accipitridae. The record is from RefSeq and is a predicted model, not a curated record. Gene Ontology annotation, biological process: neuropeptide signaling pathway.